UUUGUUUACCUUUAGAAGUUGCAUUGUAUGUUGUUAUAUUGUACUAGCUUUAAUGUUCAUUCGUGGUGUUAACACAAAUUUCAGCCUAUUGUUUAUAAUCCGGACGAAUUUUAUAAACCAACAUUAUUGUAGUCAAAGUUAUUUAUUGAUUUGAUUUUAUUCAUUUUUGAUAAUCAAAACAAAUUUUUAAAAAUAAUCAGCCAUCACAGAUAUUAUAACAAAAUAAAUUACAUUAUGUCAUUAUGAUCAUUAAUUUUUUAUUGUUUAAUGUCAUUUUUUAUUCCUUUAACAUCUAAAUCAGCAUAAUAAAAUUAAAACGAAUAAACGUAAAAGUUUUAAAAAAUGUCGACAAAAGCGGAUAGCUCACGGAACGAUGCCAGCAUGGGUAGUAUCGGUUUCAUGAUAUCGACUCCAGAACCGACAGUGCCAACCGGUAAACCGAGUUACAUGAAGAACAAAUUCAGCGUCCUCAACAUCAUCAGUUUCAUCCUCUUCAUAUUGGUACUAAUAUUCGUACUCGUAAGUCUCGUAUCUCCAUAUUGGAUGGUUAUGAGAGAACCGUGGAUCGAAAGGCUGUUAGUACCGAAACAAUUUCAAAUCGAUCCGGAGAAGCACAGUGCCUGGAUCGGCUUGUACUCGGCUUGCAACACCGAAAAUAAUUGUAAUUCGGGUACGCCCUACGAGACUAAAGGUUGGUUUAGGGCAGCCCAAAUAACUUAUGCCAUGGGAUUCGUCAUAAUGUUAUUAGCCUUCGUUGUACAAUGCAUGUACCUGUGCUGCCUCGUUUACAUCAAACUUCCAAACUAUAAAAUCAUCUUUAUCGUCGCCAUCAUCCUUCUUAUUGGCGCCAUCUUUUGCAGUGUUGGGCUUGGACUAUUCGGCUCAAUGACGCUCACCGACGGACUCCUAACUCCGAUGAGUUUGAACGGGCCGGGCGGUGUCCUCACCUGGGCUUUUUUUCUCGGUAUAGUCGGUACAUCACUGGCCGGAAUUACGUCAUUAAUCUUUCUCAUAGAUGGCAUGGUGCAAGCCAAGAAGGCUGAAGAUAAUGAACCGGUAUCUAUGUACAUGUCUAAGACGAGCAAUGCAUAAACCUUUUUUUUUCUUAAUUUUUAAUUUUUACAUUUUAAUUGCCGUUUCAAUAAUAAUAUUUAACAGCGAUAUUUUUUAUUUUGUUUAUAUUUCUGUACUGUAGAAUUGUUGUAAUUAUAAAAUAAAUUUGUGUGUAUAGCUCAGGGGAAAUCACCAUCAAAUUAAUCAUUUUUUAAUAAAUGAAGCCCCCAGUUU
Helobdella robusta is the source of this 1287-nucleotide messenger RNA. RefSeq lists its product as hypothetical. The record is from RefSeq and is a predicted model, not a curated record. The transcript is spliced from 4 exons. Bases 343 to 1092 code for a protein of 249 amino acids. Lineage: Eukaryota; Metazoa; Annelida; Clitellata; Rhynchobdellida; Glossiphoniidae.